AUGCCAAUCCCCCGACCCUUCUCAUCCUCUUCCACCUCGAAAGCUCCAGUCGGGCUAAACCUCCCCUUCCCAACCCCCACCGACAACAAAGUCCGAAUCGUCGAGGUCUCUCCCCGCGACGGCCUCCAAAACGAGAAAUCCCUCGUCCCAACCGACAUCAAAUGCGAACUCAUCGACCGGCUCCGCGAAACCGGCGUGAAAAAUAUCGAAGUGACUUCGUUUGUGUCCCCGAAGUGGGUCCCGCAGAUGUCCGAUGCCGGCGCAAUUAUGUCACAUGUUCGUGGGUUCCAGAGUGGCAGUGAGGAUAGGGGGAUAGAGUAUUCUGUGCUGGCGCCGAAUCAGAAGGGGUUGGAUGCGGCGCUCGCGUCGGGUGUGAAGGAGAUUGCUAUUUUUGGGAGUGCGUCUGAAGGGUUUUCGAAGCAGAAUAUCAACUGCACCAUCGAUGAGAGUUUACAGAGGUUCAGGGGGAUGUGCGAAAAGGCGUUGAAGCAGGGUGUUAGGGUGAGGGGGUAUAUCAGUAACAUGUGUGCGUGUCCGAUCGAUGGAUUGGUGGAUCCGAAGAGUGUGGUGAGGAUGACGAAGGAGAUGUUGGAGAUGGGGUGUUAUGAAGUCAGUGUUGCUGAUACGACAGGCGUUGCGACUCCGGAUCAAGUUCAUCGUACGCUUUCGGCUAUCUUGGAUGCAGGCGUCCCGGCAAACAAGCUCGCAGCACACUUCCACGACACAUACGGCACCGCGGUCCCAAACGUCCUUGUCGCCCUGUCCCUCGGUAUCCGAACCUUCGAUUCUUCCGUUUCCGGUCUCGGUGGGUGUCCCUACGCCAAGGGCGCAAAAGGGAAUGUCGCGACUGAAGACGUUCUAUACCUUCUGCACGGCAUGGGUUGGGAAACGGGGAUUGAUUUGCAGAAGAUGAGUGAGAUUGGGACGUGGGUUAGUGAGAAGUUGGGGAGGGAAAAUGGAAGUCGGGCUGGGAAGGCCUUGAAGGAGAAGAGGGAAGCCAAGUUGUGA
Saitoella complicata NRRL Y-17804 is the source of this 1008-nucleotide messenger RNA. RefSeq lists its product as uncharacterized. NCBI's taxonomy places the organism in Eukaryota, Fungi, Ascomycota, Saitoellomycetes, Saitoellales, Saitoellaceae. The record is from RefSeq and is a predicted model, not a curated record. Gene Ontology annotation, biological process: L-leucine catabolic process; ketone body biosynthetic process. Gene Ontology annotation, molecular function: hydroxymethylglutaryl-CoA lyase activity. The transcript is spliced from 3 exons. Bases 1 to 1008 code for a protein of 335 amino acids.